GCGACGGCCGACGUAUUCUAUUUUGUGCAAACUGAAUUUUGUAAUUUGUAGAAAUCAGCAUUGUCUUGUUUUGAGACUUUCGUGUAUAAAUUUUAACUGAAAACAAUAAAGAACUUCCGUACGUCCAUCAGAUAGGGAAAAUAGAACAGUUAGUUUAUCAUAUAGUGUACAGAUUUUAGAUCUUUACGGGUCAAUAAUAAUGAAUUGUGUCUAAUUUCUAAAACUGGUCUUUACACAAGGUCUGUGAGAUAUCUAAAAUGGGAAAGAUCAAUAACUCAUUUUUGUGGGGAAUUAUUUUUGCAUCGGCGACAUGGACUAUAUCUCUCUACUUAUAUUGGUUGUUGAAUAUGAGUGGUAAUCAAAUUAAAGGCAAAGUAGAGAACAAGAUACAUUACCGUCUUGUUAACACUGACGAAAAGGACCGUAUAAAGAACAAUGACAAAUCUAUUGCAGCUUUGGAAGGCAAGAACUUGUUGUAUGACAAUCCUAAAUCGGGCAGCGAUAAGUACUCAGCAAAUAUGUGGAAAUCUCACAAAAUAAGAUCCGAUUAUCAAAGAAAAAUGAUGUUGAAGGAGAAAUUUGCGAAACAGCUUGGAAUGAAGAAGUCAGCAAAUCCUGAUAAUGGUUUAGACAAGCAGUUCGGGCUCAUACGCAAUGCAGAAGACGUACGGAUCCGUGACAAAGGUUAUAACCUUCAUGCUUUCAACACUCUGGUCUCGCAGAGAAUCGGCAAUCACAGAGGCCUACCUGACACUAGAAACAAAUUGUGUCGCGCCCAAAAGUUUCCCGAGAAGUUGCCGAAAGUCUCCAUAAUAAUUUGUUUUUACAACGAACAUUUCGAAACCUUGUCCAGAUCAGUAUAUUCCAUCUUAGACAAAACUGAUCAAAGAUACCUCAAAGAGAUAAUACUAGUUGACGAUUACAGUGAUUUAGAGAAUUUGCACGACGAUGUUCAUAAAUUAGUCAACCAAUUAAACAAUAGGAUGAGGAAAGAUGAAGAAAUGCUUGAAACUAAUAAUUUGGAUGUGGAGAACGUUGUUGAUUAUAUAAAUGAUGACAAUAAUGUAGAUAAGAAGACUACGGAUAAGAAUUUGAAGCUGAGAGAAGGGUUUAAUGUUAGGCUUUUGAGGACGAGCAAGAGAGAGGGGCUGAUACGCGCGCGGCUGUACGGCGCUGAUAAUAGUGUGGGAGAGGUGCUAGUAUUCCUCGACUCUCACAUAGAAGUGAACGUGGAUUGGCUGCAGCCGCUACUGACGCGGUUGUCUGAAGGCGUCGACGGCGUCAACGUGAAGUACUCGCCGCGGGCGGUGACGCCGGUCAUUGACGUCAUCAACGCUGACACGUUCGAGUACUCCGCCAGCCCGCUCGUCAGGGGAGGGUUUAACUGGGGUCUGCAUUUCAAAUGGGAUAACUUGCCGAAAGGCACUCUUAAGGACGGUGAAGAUUUCGUGAAGCCGAUAAAGUCACCCACAAUGGCGGGCGGUUUGUUUGCCAUCUAUAGAGAAUAUUUCAACUACAUCGGGAAGUACGACCCCGGCAUGAACGUGUGGGGCGGCGAGAACCUCGAGAUAUCUUUCAGGAUUUGGAUGUGCGGCGGCUCCUUGGAGCUGAUCCCGUGCAGUCGCGUCGGCCAUGUAUUCAGGAAAAGACGACCUUAUGGCGUGGGCGAGAAGGAAGAUUAUAUGCUACACAAUUCGAUGAGGAUGGCCCGCGUGUGGAUGGAUGAGUUUGUGAAAAAGGUGAUAGAACACAACCCUUCGGCAGCCCACGUGUCGAUAGGAGACAUAUCCGAGCGGGAGGCACUGCGCAGUCGGCUGCAGUGCAAGUCUUUCAAGUGGUACUUGGAGCACAUCUACCCUGAACUGGAGGCGGGCGAUGAUACAGCAGCCAAGAAGAGGAUGGCGGCGCUGAACGAUGUCGACAAGAACAAGUUCCAGCCGUGGCAUUCCAGGAAACGCAACUACACAGAUUCGUAUCAGAUCCGUCUGAAAAAUACUACGCUCUGCAUGCAAAGUGCGAAGGAUAUAAAGACGAAAGGCAGCGGUCUCGUGCUUGCCAACUGUAUAAGGACGCUGAAUCAGAUGUGGUUCGAGACUGACCGCAGCGAGUUGGUGCUGGGGCGCAUGCUGUGCCUGGACGCGUCCAACAGUGUGGCGCCCUCUCUCGGCAAGUGUCACGAGCUCGGCGGCUCGCAGGAGUGGAAGCACAAGGGGACCGCCGGCAGUCCUGUAUAUAACACGGCAGCAGGCAUGUGCCUAGGUGUUGAGCGGGCGUACAGAGCGGAGCCAAUACUCAUGGUGAUUUGCGACAACUACUCGAACAACCAGUGGGACUUCGUCAGAUCUUAGAGCAUUCAGUCAAGUAACUAAUUGAGCAUGCUGAAUAAAGGUACAUCAACGGUCAGUUUCUACGGACAAUAAGUUAUAAGAUGUCUUUGCGACGUUUCGUGACUCAUGCCUUUGACUUUGCUGUUUUUAGUAAAGAAACUGGCUGUUGAAAUGUUAGUAAUUUAUAUAUUUUAUUACUGAAAAAUUUUAUAUAUUUUUAUCGAAUUUUGUCGGUACGCACAUGGCAAAUUGUUUUGAAUCUUAUUUGAAUAAUUUUAACGUUGUAUUUUGUUGACGCCGGUGAUGGCAAUUUGGUACGUAUAUUAUGUGCACUGCGACUGUUAUCGUCAAAUGUGAUCGAAAAUCAUUUUGUUUUAAGAAUUGAUUGCGUUUUUUUAUUGACAUUAGUGGCUGAAUAAACUCGUUAAUGUAUUAUUAUUUUUAUGCUUCGUAAUUUUAUAAGUUUUUUGUAUAUUGGAGGAAAUAUAUUUUCACUAACGCGUAAGUACAAAAUAAGCUUGUUACCACGUAUUUUGUAGGGUUUGUACAAAGGCUAUUUUGAAGCAUCGCUUUUUUACCUUUAUACAUGCUGUUAAGAAACAGCACUUUUUGGAGUAUUUACUUAUUUUACUGCGCCUUACGACAUACUAUCUCUCUAUUACUAUUCAUCUCACCUGGUGAUGGGAUGAGUAGUCAGCCUUCAUUAUUUUUUUAUUUCUUUCUAUCCAUGACAAUAUGGGAAUCAUUGCAUGCUAUCCUAUCUUAUUGUUACACAUUAGUCCACGUAAUUUUUGGUCUCAUUAGUCAUUUCUGGGUUUGGAGUUCUUGUACCUGGUUGACAACCUAAUCAGGUGGUCUUUUUGUUUAUGUUAUGCUCUCUAGUUCGCGAUAUCUCUAACUCCUAGAAUACCGAGUGCAGAUCGUUUCAGAUCUUAUCCAGCGUUGUAAUCCACAUAUCUACCUCAACAUCUUCACUUCAGCAACACGGACAAAUUCAGUUAUGGACAUAACUAGGUGAUUAGCUAACCGCCAUUUUCGAAAACGAUGCCAAUCGCUUUUUACGACAUUUCAACAAAUUCGGCCAAUCAGAACAAAGCAUUUUUGACGUGCUUACAAAUGACUUAUUUUAAUUGGUUCAAUUGAAUCGGAUUGAAGAUUGAGAUUUGGAUAGUUAAUUGAAAUCAGCUGUAAGAAUCAUUGCCGUACAUUUUUUCAUAUAUAAAAAAGUAUGUCGCCUCAUAGGCAUACCCUAUUAUAAUGGUGAUGCACAUCACCGAAAGACAAUAGGGAACCGGCCUAUGCUUGAUUUUGUGCAUUGUUCUAUAUGUAAUGGUUAAUAAUAGAAAAAAGAAGCACUCUUGCAAAAACUGCAUGAAAACUAGUUAUAAAAUGAGCUAGUGAUUCAUAUUUCAAAUAUUGUAACGUGCAGAAGUGGGCGCGUUGUGGGGUUUUCGCUUCAUCUCCUCCAUUCGCAUGCGUCGUAAUUCCCUUUUACGUCUAAUGUGUGUAUUUCGUCUCUUUUCUGUUUCUUGCUAAAUACCACUUUCACCGAAAUUCAAAGACUUAUAACUUGUUGAAUUUUUACCAGAUUUUAAUAAUUCCUUCUGUGUUAUAAUUUAUAUAACGUAAAUAUUUGAUGAACGUAAAAGGACAAAAAUUAGUCCGGUAGCCUAUUAUGUAUUUGAAAGGUGGCACUAAAGCUGCCACACCCCACGUCGUUGUUGCUCUUGCUGGACACGCUCACCCGGGCAUGUAGACGGUUAUGGGCAUACGCCCCGUGUAACAGUUAACUCCUCAGGCAAGAAGAGCCUAGUCGUACUGCGCAACCGUCUCUGCACGGAGUUGUUUAGUGCAUCCUGUAUUUGGGACAUAAACUGUGACACUAUUCAUCUUUAUUUAUAUUUUUUUAUAUUCCUUUUUCUCUUUAAAACUUAUAAGUCUGUUAUAUUAUUUUACUUUUUAGUUUAUUGUUUUAUACUUUUAUAAUAUUAUUAUAAACAUUAGGUAAUUUUAUUUUCUACAGAUAUUUUUAUAUUUUAACAUUUAAAAGUUAAUGUUACAAUAUCUACUUAAUUGUUGAUUGACGUGCCAAUCAACCUAGAAAGGCUGAGUUAGAGUUUUGGCAGUAGACUUUUUGGGCUCUUAUACCCUUGCAAAUCAUCUAGAUACCUACUACCUAGGAUCAUUCGCGACGGAUUAAACAACAUUUAAAUUUGAAUAGAGAAGAUGGGUAGAAGUAUGCACAGGCUUUUACUAACAAGACAGGCUUGGGAUCCGGAUAUAUUGCUAAUGAAAUCGGAACCCAAAAAACGAACUGUUAGGCCUCAAGAUACUAGAUAGGCUAGAAGAUACGGAACGCAACCUACGGUUAAAUAAUUUUUUAGUACGGAUAAUUAAAAAAUAAAGGUACACACUACGUAUUAAGUCCCCUCCGUAACUAUGAAGUGUGCAGUAAUCGAAACGACGGAAAGAAAAUUAAAUCAAUUUAUCUUGUUUAUAUUCAACGAAAAGUAACGUUAAAUACAAUAUAUUCGGUGUGACGGUAAAUGUCAUAUCGAAACUAAUAUGCGGGAUAUAGAAAAUUGUUCAUGAAGGACAGAAACAUACUUGUUACAAACGUAACACAAAAAGACAAGGUAAUAAAUAAUUGGGUUUCUGGUGGUUUAGCAAAAGAAACUGGUUGUUAAAUUUGUUUCGAAAAUAUGGAAUAUUUUGUAAUAUUAUAAUAACUUAAGAAAUUCAUUGAAAAGAAAAGUAAUACUUAUUUUUUUUCUUUACACUGUUUAUUAUAAAUUUAAAUAAGUUUUGCCAGUUCGAUAGAUAUUGUGGAUGUAUAGUCGCUCACAUUUUGUGUUCCUACCAAUAUAUUUUUUUGCAAAAAUAAAUUAUAAGUCAUUUAAUUUACUUGUUGCGUCAGUAUUAUCAACAACGUAUAUGCCGUUUUGAAAUUUUCAAUUUGUUGUAAAUAGAUAUUUUGUUUAAUAUUUACUUUUUAUAUUUUUUUACCUUGUAAUAUUGUAUACGGGCCGAGUAAUCCAAGAUCUUUUUAUUUUUUUAAAUGUAUUGUUUAUAUUCCUUUAUCUCCUGAAUACCGUCAUAUUGUUGUGCAUUAUUUUUGUGUUUUGUAUUUAGUUAUAUUUUAUUAAAGUAACCUUAAUUAAAAAAAAAUAGAAUGAGUUAGAUAGGGCCCCGAAACGCAGGCUUUAUGUUUCUUAUGUUUGAACCCGUAAAAUCAAUUUUAAUUACUCAAAAUACUUGAAAAUUGUACCUAGUAACUUCCUAAUAUUUUAUGCCUUUCGAAACGUUUUACAGAUUCUGUUCCCUGGGGUCUUUUCUCGGUCUGUUCGGAUCACUUUGAGUAUAAAACCUUGGUUAAAAUCUGAAACCCCAGACAAACUGGUGGCAUUGUGGGUGUUUAUGUGGUGUGUUUUGUGACGCCCUAUCACUCCCCCCCCAUAUUUGGUAUUGCAUAAAGUUCGCGAUUGCAGCGACCUUGUGCGUUUGCGAGUCAGUCGCCGAGUAUGAAGUAUGCCGUGUGCACAUACCAUUCCAAAGUUUUGAACGGAAAUAUUUGAGGAGUUUGUUUUAAUACAAAAAUGCUUAAGCUUUAUAUCAUGGAGUUAGGUAAAAUUUUCUGUGAAUUGAGACGAUGUGCUUAUAAUGAAUGUCUGUUACAGUAGCGACAUCAUCCAGCACUGAGUUAUAAAUUACUGCAUGGUACUGUACUCGUCACCCUUUUUUCCUUCAUAAAAAGAGAUUUACUUUACUUCACUCAAAGAAAAAAAAAUGUUUCAAAGAAACUUAACGUGUAAUGGCGAUUUGGAGAAUUGAACGUUGAACUACUUUUGUGGCUGACUGUACGUAAUUCUUCAUAUUGAGUGUAAAAUUGGAAGAGUUGAAAUUGAAAAAAAACUGUUUAAGAAUUUGACGCAGGUAACAAUCAUUCGUAAUUAUAGCAAGUAUAAAUUCGGUCUGUGUUUGGUCCAUUUAUAGCGAUGCAAUCAGUUUAAGACCUCUGUUCACCUUGUGUGGCGGUACAUUAAUUAACUUAUGAGCACUACUAAAUUAAAUAAUCGUAUACUCGUUUAUGAAUAGUGUAAUGAAUAAAGACAAGUGGUUGUGGAUUUGCUGUUGUUUUAAAAAUGUAUUGAAUGUUUGAAAAACUACGAUAUUUUAUUAGCAAAUAUUUUGGAUAUGUAAUGCUAAUGCACGAAUUGUAUAGUUUAUUUAUUGGCAAAAUACAGCCUUGAUACUGCGAUACAGUAAAAGUAAUAGUUUAAUACAUUUGAAAAUAGUGACGUCACGCCGUUGACUCCACGACUUAAGUCCGAUAUAAAUCGUACGACUUUGUCGCCUGUGAUCGCGGUAAAAUGAUUUUGAUAUUCGUAUUAACCACAUAAUGGUAUUUCUCAGUGAGUAGAUCUUUGAAAUGUUUGUAUUUAAUAAAUAGUCGUUAGAUAGUCAAUUCGAAAUCAUAUAAUUUUUCUACAAAUCAAUGAUGUAUACUUUUAAGGAAAUUUUGUAUGGAAUGGAACGUAGGAAAUAAAUGUCAUAAUUGUA
Molecule: messenger RNA, 6887 nt
Organism: Manduca sexta (tobacco hornworm)
Lineage: Eukaryota; Metazoa; Arthropoda; Insecta; Lepidoptera; Sphingidae
Product: polypeptide N-acetylgalactosaminyltransferase 35A
Exons: 11
Coding region: 258-2348 (696 amino acids)
Biological process (GO): regulation of Notch signaling pathway
Cellular component (GO): Golgi apparatus
Molecular function (GO): Notch binding
Source: RefSeq, a predicted model, not a curated record